CUUAAAUUGAUAAUUUGAUAAUGAAGCAAUCAUUGACUAAUUUCUCUGAAACAAUGUUGUAAGUGCAUGUGACUAUGACUCUAAAAUAUGUUGCAUUUUGCUGCCAUCUAGGGAGAGCUUCAGUAAAAUUACUACAGAGUAGCAAUAACUGUCCUGUUGCACUCUGUGUGGGCAGAUGAGGAAUUACAGGUGACCAAUUUCAUUAUGCGGGCUUUGAAAAACUGGCAGACGAUGAGUGCACCUGAUUGGUCCAACCUGACCCUUCACCUGGAGGGGUCCCUGACCAGUGCUUUGGGUCAUUACCUGGACAACUGGAGGCAUAACAUGACAGCUGCAGCCAACGCUUUGGACAAGACCCUGGCUGAGGAGAACUUCAGGAACGUCAUCUGGUAUCUGGCGGUGAUGAUUGGCAUGUUUGCCUUCAUUCUUGUGGCUAUACUGGUGAGCACAGUCAAAUCCAAGAGGAGAGAGCACUCUAAUGACCCCUACCACCAAUACAUCAAGGAGGACUGGACUGCCCAAAUACAACAGGGUGACAUCGUCAACAACUUUGCAGCUGCAUAAUGCAAGCAAAGACAUUUAAUUCACAGCAGAUCAUUAUUAUCAGCAGAAGCAGCAUCAGCAUAACUAUAAAAGAUUUGCACAAGUCAAUAUCUUUUUUUUUUUCAGUGAAUGCUUUUCACACUGGUCAAAUUUGUAACCAUAAUAAUAAAGUCUAAUCGAUAUUGUGUAUGUAACUUGUGGUUCAGCUGUUUAGACCUCGAUCUUUCACCCAUCAGCAUCAAUAAGGCAUUAGGGCAGAGGUUCCCAACCUUUUGCAAUGGCUCUGUCAGAUGAAAUCAAGUACCCAUACCCUAGUUUUAAAGAGAAUGUUAUUUGACACUGUUCAUUAUAUAAAAUUGAAUUUUGUUACAAUUAUAAAUGAAUACAAAUUAUAGUGACCCUGAAAUAAUGAAAUAAAAAAUGGCUGAAUUCCAUUCCACUGUCCUGACUUUUUGGGGCACCUUAAUAGAACAGAGCCAUCGUUAAUGGUAUUAGAAAAAACAACUGAUUUUCAUGCUACUGCAAGUCAACAUGCCUACUGUGAAAAAGGGCUAUUGACAAUAAA
This is a messenger RNA of Perca fluviatilis (European perch), 1108 nucleotides long. Its product is annotated as potassium voltage-gated channel subfamily E member 2-like. The transcript is spliced from 3 exons. Gene Ontology annotation, molecular function: transmembrane transporter binding; delayed rectifier potassium channel activity; voltage-gated potassium channel activity involved in ventricular cardiac muscle cell action potential repolarization. The record is from RefSeq and is a predicted model, not a curated record. Gene Ontology annotation, biological process: negative regulation of delayed rectifier potassium channel activity; regulation of ventricular cardiac muscle cell membrane repolarization; regulation of heart rate by cardiac conduction. NCBI's taxonomy places the organism in Eukaryota, Metazoa, Chordata, Actinopteri, Perciformes, Percidae. Bases 205 to 564 code for a protein of 119 amino acids. Gene Ontology annotation, cellular component: membrane.